Molecule: messenger RNA, 2757 nt
Organism: Auxenochlorella protothecoides
Lineage: Eukaryota; Viridiplantae; Chlorophyta; Trebouxiophyceae; Chlorellales; Chlorellaceae
Product: ATP-dependent Clp protease ATP-binding subunit clpA-like protein CD4A, chloroplastic
Exons: 7
Coding region: 1-2757 (918 amino acids)
Biological process (GO): cellular response to heat
Cellular component (GO): cytoplasm
Molecular function (GO): ATP binding; protein binding; ATP hydrolysis activity
Source: RefSeq, a predicted model, not a curated record
AUGCAGACCGUCGCAGCCAGCUAUGGCGUAUUGGCGCCCUCCGGCUCCAGCGUGACCCGGGGCUCGACCAGCAGCAAGCAGCACUUCACCACCCUCACUCCCUUUUCCGGCUUCAGGCGCCUGAAUCAUGUGGAUCGGGCGGGGCAGGCGGGGUCUGGGAGCCCCCAGACCCUGCAGCAGGCCGUGGGCAAGGCCGUGCGCCGGUCGCGGGGCCGCACCACCAGCGCCGUGCGCGUGACCCGCAUGAUGUUUGAGCGGUUCACCGAGAAGGCCAUCAAGGUGGUCAUGCUCGCGCAGGAGGAGGCUCGCCGUCUGGGCCACAACUUCGUGGGGACGGAGCAAAUCCUGCUGGGGUUGAUUGGGGAGUCCACAGGCAUCGCCGCCAAGGUCCUCAAGUCGAUGGGCGUCACGCUGAAAGAUGCGCGUGUGGAGGUCGAGAAGAUCAUCGGCCGGGGGAGCGGCUUUGUGGCCGUGGAGAUCCCCUUCACCCCCCGCGCCAAGCGUGUGCUGGAGCUGUCCCUGGAGGAGGCUCGCCAGCUCGGCCACAACUACAUUGGCACGGAGCACAUCCUGCUGGGCCUGCUGCGCGAGGGUGAGGGCGUGGCCUCCCGCGUGCUGGAGACCCUGGGCGCCGACCCCCAGAAGAUCCGCACUCAGGUGGUACGCAUGGUGGGUGAGUCGCAGGAGCCCGUGGGCACCACGGUGGGCGGAGGGUCCACCGGCUCCAACAAGAUGCCCACCCUGGAGGAGUACGGCACCAACCUGACCGCCCAGGCCGAGGAGGGCAAGCUGGACCCCUGCGUGGGCCGGGUGCGGGAGAUCGAGCGUGUGACCCAGAUCCUCGGCCGCCGUACCAAGAACAACCCGUGCCUGAUCGGGGAGCCGGGCGUGGGCAAGACCGCGGUGGCGGAGGGCCUGGCCCAGCGCAUCGCGGCGGGGGAUGUGCCCGAGACGAUCGAGGGCAAGCAGGUGGUGACCCUGGACCUGGGCCUGCUGGUGGCGGGGACCAAGUACCGCGGCGAGUUCGAGGAGCGGCUGAAGAAGCUGAUGGAGGAGAUCAAGCAGAAUGACGACAUAAUCCUCAUGAUCGACGAGGUGCACACGCUGAUCGGGGCGGGGGCGGCGGAGGGCGCCAUCGACGCGGCCAACAUCCUGAAGCCGGCGCUGGCGCGCGGCGAGAUGCAGUGCAUCGGGGCCACCACGCUGGACGAGUACCGGAAGCACAUUGAGAAGGACCCGGCGCUGGAGCGCCGCUUCCAGCCGGUGCUGGUCGCGGAGCCCAGCGUGGAGGAGACGGUGGAGAUCCUGGGCGGCCUGCGCGAGCGCUACGAGGCGCACCACAAGCUGCGCUACACGGACGAGGCGCUGUCCAGCGCGGCCAAGUUUGCCAGCCAGUACAUCUCCGACCGCUUCCUGCCCGACAAGGCCAUCGACCUGAUCGACGAGGCGGGGUCGCGCGUGCGCCUGCGCCACGCCGCCCUGCCCGAGGAGGCGCGCGACCUGGACAAGGAGCUGCGUGCACUGCUGCGCGAGAAGGACGCUGCGGUGCGCGGGCAGGACUUUGAGAAGGCGGGCGCCCUGCGCGACCGCGAGAUGGAGCUCAAGGCCCAGAUCGGGGCCAUCACCGCCUCGGCCAAGGACACGAGCGUGGCGGAGGCGGAGGCCGGGGGCGAGGCGGGGCCCGUGGUCACCGAGGCUGACAUCGCCAACAUCGUGGCGCAGUGGACGGGCAUCCCCAUCGAGAAGGUGUCGUCCGACGAGAACGACCGACUGAUCAACAUGGAGGGCGUGCUGCACGGCCGCGUCAUCGGCCAGGACGAGGCGGUGACCGCCAUUGCGCGCGCCAUCCGCCGCGCGCGCGUGGGGCUGAAGAACCCCGCGCGCCCCAUCGCCUCCUUCAUUUUCUCGGGGCCCACCGGCGUGGGCAAGUCGGAGCUGGCCAAGACCCUGGCCAGCUACUACUUUGGCUCCGAGGAGGCCAUGGUGCGCCUGGACAUGUCCGAGUUCAUGGAGCGCCACACCGUGUCCAAGCUCAUCGGGUCGCCCCCCGGCUACGUGGGCUACCAGGAGGGCGGCCAGCUGACCGAGGCGGUGCGCCGCCGGCCCUACACCGUCAUCCUGUUUGACGAGAUCGAGAAGGCCCACCCCGACGUCUUCAACAUGAUGCUCCAGAUCCUGGAGGACGGGCGCCUGACCGACUCCAAGGGCCGCACCGUGGACUUCAAGAACACGCUCAUCAUCCUCACCUCCAACGUCGGGUCGUCAGUCAUCGAGAAGGGCGGCGGCCAGAUCGGAUUCCAGCUGGAUACCAACGAGGAGGACCGGUCCUACAACCGCAUCAAGACGCUGGUGAACGAGGAGCUGAAGCAGUACUUCCGGCCCGAGUUCCUGAACCGCCUGGACGAGAUCAUCGUCUUCCGCCAGCUCACCAAGCUGGAGGUGAAGAGCAUCGCCGAGAUCAUGCUGCGCGAGGUCUUCAACCGCGCGCUGGAGAAGGGCAUCAAGAUCGACGUUACGGAGCGCUUCAAGGACCGCCUGGUGGACGAAGGGUACAACCCGUCCUACGGCGCGCGGCCGCUGCGCCGCGCCAUCAUGCGCCUGCUGGAGGACAGCAUGGCCGAGCGCAUGCUGUCGGGCGACAUCAAGGAGGGCGACAGCGUCAUCAUGGACGUGGACGCCGACGGCCAGAUUUCCGUGCUCAAUGGCGAUCGGAAACACACCAGCGUCAUCGAUGCCACCCCCGCCGGGAUCUCUUAG